AAAGGAAAAAGAAAAAGAUAACACAGCAAGACUCGAGAAAAGGGCAAAUGAAAUCCGAUUUGAAGUCCGCCACUUGACCAUCUCGCAGCAGACAGCAAAAUCCGCCGGAGCGUCUCUGCAGCUCCCUCCUUCCUUAUUCCGCUGAGGCGGCGCGUAGGAUUACUCAACUUCAGCCUCAAAUCGCCACCGUCCAUCUCCCCCAGGCUCCUAGGAUGGGCCAAUCCCCCUCGAAGGCCUCAGGACCGACCCUCCCGGGCCCCUCCGGCUGCGGCGCGAAGUCCAAGUCCAAAUCCAAAUCCUCCGCCUUGAUCUCUCCGGUGCUCGCCGAGGAAGCUAAGGGCUCUGACCCGGCCAGCGCCUCCGAGUCGGCCGAUUACAUCUCUAACCUCCCCGAUGAGUGCUUGGCGUAUGUUUUCCAGUCCCUCGGCUCCGGUGACCGGAAGAGGUGCCCUCUCGUCUGCCGGCGCUGGCUCAGGAUAGAGGGACAGAGCCGCCACAGGCUCUCCCUCAACGCUCAGUCAGAUCUCAUCACUAUGAUCCCUUCUCUGUUCUCGAGGUUCGACGCCGUCACCAAGCUCGCCCUGAAAUGCGACCGGAGAUCCAUUAGCAUCGGCGACGAAGCCCUCAUCUCCAUCUCGCUGCGCUGCCGCAACCUCACGCGCCUGAAGCUCCGCGCAUGCCGGGAGCUGACUGACGCAGGCAUGGCGGCCUUCGCGAAGAACUGCCAGAGCUUGAAGAAGCUCUCCUGCGGAUCUUGCGCUUUUGGAUCCAGGGGAAUGAACGCAGUCCUCGAAAACUGUCCAUCCCUGGAAGAACUUUCCGUCAAGAGGCUGCGCGGCCUGAUUGACGGUGCCGCCGCGGAGCCGAUAGGACCCGGAGUCGCUUCAGCUUCGCUCAAGACGAUCUGCCUCAAGGAGCUGUACAACGGCCAGUGCUUCGGUCCGUUGAUCGUGGGCUCGAAGAACUUGAGGACUCUGAGACUUUUCAAGUGCUCUGGCGAUUGGGACAAGCUCUUUCAGGUCAUCUCAGCUAGGGUUACAAGUAUAGUUGAGAUUCAUCUGGAGAGGAUCCAAGUGAGCGAUCUCGGUCUAACUGCCUUGUCCAAUUGCUUAGAUCUAGAGAUUCUGCACCUCGUUCGGACUCUGGAGUGCACGAACUUAGGGCUAGUCGCUAUUGCCGAGCGGUGUAAGCUCUUGAGAAAGCUCCACAUAGAUGGUUUCAAGGAAACCCGCAUUGGAGAUGAAGGCUUAAUUGCCGUCGCCAAGCAUUGCCCCAAUUUGCAAGAACUGGUCCUGAUAGGUGUAGACCCGACCAAACUGAGCUUGGAUAUGUUAGCUUCGAACUGCCAAAACUUAGAGAGGUUAGCACUGUGUGGAAGCGAUACGGUUGGGGAUGAAGAGAUAUCGUGCAUUGCCGCUAAAUGCACCGCACUGAAGAAGCUCUGUAUCAAGAGCUGCCCUGUCUCAGAUCAGGGUAUGGAAGCUUUAGCAAGUGGGUGCCCUAAUUUGGUCAAAGUGAAGGUGAAGAAGUGCAGGAGUGUGACUGCCGAGGGCGCGAACUGGUUAAGAUCGAGCAGGGAAUCGCUCGCGGUGAAUUUAGAUACCGGUGAACAAGAAAAUAUCGAUGCAAGUGCUAGCGAUGGAGGAAUUCAGGAAAACGGGGUCGAAUUCCCUCCAGUAGUUGCUGCCGGUGCUCCUGAUAUCGCAUCCACGAGCGGUCGUGGUACCAGGAGAUCACCGUCCUUGAAGUUGAGGUUAGGGAUUUUGAGCAGCAGGAAUUUAGUCGCUUGCACUUUCCGGAGGUGGUCGCACAGUAACAGCAGCCACUCCCGAAGCAUGUCGUCCUAAACAGGUUCCACCGGGGAAAAAAAAAAUUGUAAAAGCUGCCUCUUUGUACUGCUUACUUUGUUUAUCAUUGUACGACGGAUUAUGAAUGCGAUGAUUCGAUAUCAUUUUGCCUGUUUUCCUUUGAAAAUGAAUCUUGCCACUCUGUUCUUCCGGAA
Messenger RNA from Punica granatum (pomegranate), 2002 nucleotides. Lineage: Eukaryota; Viridiplantae; Streptophyta; Magnoliopsida; Myrtales; Lythraceae. The record is from RefSeq and is a predicted model, not a curated record.